This is a messenger RNA of Thyridium curvatum, 516 nucleotides long. RefSeq lists its product as uncharacterized. Gene Ontology annotation, biological process: late endosome to vacuole transport via multivesicular body sorting pathway; protein targeting to vacuole. Gene Ontology annotation, cellular component: Vps55/Vps68 complex; fungal-type vacuole membrane. The coding region runs from base 1 to 516 and encodes 171 amino acids. The transcript has 3 exons. NCBI's taxonomy places the organism in Eukaryota, Fungi, Ascomycota, Sordariomycetes, Thyridiales, Thyridiaceae. The record is from RefSeq and is a predicted model, not a curated record.
AUGUCUGAAGAGCGCCUCUGGAAGUUCAGCAAGCCGCAGUGGCUCAACAGUGUCUGGGCGCGCAACAGCGGCGUCUAUGCUGCUGGUGCACUGUUCUCGCUCGCCUUCUACGUCCUCCUCGACUCGGCCGUCUGGUCCAAGUCGCCGCUCAACGGCUCCGACGUGCACGUCACCUUUGUCGACUGGCUGCCCCUCAUCUUCUCGUCGCUGGGCAUGCUCAUCAUCAACAGCGUCGAGAAGGCGCGCCUCUCGGCCGACAGCUUCAGCUACUCCGGGUCCGGCGUGGCGUGGAAGGCGCGCGUGGUGCUCUUCCUCGGCUUCGCGAGCCUGGCGGGCGGCAUGGCGGGCGGCGUGUGCAUCUUUGUGCUCAAGUUUGUGGUGCCCGGCGUCGGCUGGCCGAUGAUGGGCAUGGGCGUCGAGAACGUGGUCGCCAACGGGCUGGUUGGUCUGAGCUCCGUCGUGCUCUGGAUCAGCCAGAACAUGGAGGACGAAUACUCUUACAACCUUGCGCUGUGA